AUGGUUGACACAAUUCGAAGUAGAGAUGUCCAAAGCGACUGUUCCAAAGACGUCGAUACCAACCAAAGCUUUCGAGGAUAUUCUAUCCAUGUAGUGCCACAAUCCUUUGGGAGCACAAUUGGUAGUCCGACCGCAUUAGCAACCGGAGAAUUUGCGACUACUCUCACAACGCUCUCUAGUGCUCUUGUGGGAUUCCGCCGUUUAUCUAAUAUAGAUGUUUUCGUUGCGAAUUUCAAUUUUUGUGCAGGCAUAUGCAUGGUGAUCUCUGCUCAGUGGGAGCUUAUUCGGGGCAAUUCAUAUGGCUAUACUGUCCUGAGUGCAUUUGGACUUUUCUAUGCUGGAUUUGGUGCACUAGACAUUCCUUUUCUAGUAAUUACAGCUGCAUAUGGGGAUGAUACUGUACAAUAUAAUGAUGCCCUUGGAUUCUUGGUUUUAUUAUGGUCUAUUUUCAAUCUACUUUUCUUAAUCGGAUCACUUCCCAUAAAUCUCGUCUAUAUUGUAAUCUUCUUUUUUGUACAAUUAGCCUUCACCCUCGUUAGCGCCUCGUACUUUUGCGCUGCAGAUGGCAACAUUGCAACAGCCGACGUACUCAAGAAAACCGCCGGAGCCUUUGCUUUUAUAGCGGGAAUGUUUGGAAAUUAUACUGUUGAACAUUUGAUGUGUCAGGAAGCACUUUUUUUCAAUUUUCCAAUGGGCGAUAGUAGUCGAUUCUUCAGAAGGAAGUUGAAAAAUAAGAGGCCAGUCCUACAACAACAUGAGAAGGAGUCUCAAGCCUUAAGGAUGGUAUAAAGAGGGCACACUGAGGUUCAUGAGAGAGGUUGUGAUUACGGUAUCGAAUGAAGCUUUCAAAAAACACGGAUAAAUUGCUGAAGCGUUUGGGAUUCCAAAGUUCCAAAUCUACGGUCUCCUAUGUGAUUCAGUCCUUCAGAAUGUAAUUUUACGGCACAGGCGUGGGAUCCUCGGGAAC
Messenger RNA from Botrytis porri, 967 nucleotides. RefSeq lists its product as uncharacterized. Lineage: Eukaryota; Fungi; Ascomycota; Leotiomycetes; Helotiales; Sclerotiniaceae. The record is from RefSeq and is a predicted model, not a curated record. Bases 1 to 789 code for a protein of 262 amino acids. Gene Ontology annotation, cellular component: plasma membrane. The transcript has 5 exons. Gene Ontology annotation, molecular function: acetate transmembrane transporter activity.